AUGGCAAGCCUAUUGAAAAUAGAAAAUAAAGAUUGUUUGUAUGAUAUUGUUGAAUGUGUCUUAGGAAGUGUAGAUCAUAAAGUGUUUGAUGUACAAGAAGCAUUUAACACUGUAUACGACGAAGUGAUGUCCGACGAAAUCUCCGGUGACGAUGACAAUGCUAUUAAUUACAAGAAGGAAAAGUACCUACCAUUGAUCAAACUGAUACUUGAUCAGGUAAAUCCUGAAUCAUUGGACUUAGAGGACAUUUUGAAUCAGGCAUGUCGUGAUUGUUCCUCAGAUGUUGUUAAACUGUUGUUAGAAAAUACCGAUCAUAAACAGUUAGAUGUAAAGAAAGCAAUGAACAUAAUAUACAACUUAUGGGUGCACAACAAGGGCGACAAUGACGAGGGGGCCAUGGGACGGGAGAUAGAGAAACAAUACAAUAAUGAGGAAGAAAAGGAGGAGAAAAAGAUAGGGGAACAUGAGAAUGAUGAAAAGGAGGAGCAGGAGAUGGAAGAGCAUGAAGGAGAGAAGGAUGAAAAUGAAGUUGGGGACAAGGAAGAUGAGGACAAAGAGGGAGAAAAACAGCAAUGA
This is a messenger RNA of Mytilus californianus (California mussel), 576 nucleotides long. RefSeq lists its product as uncharacterized. The record is from RefSeq and is a predicted model, not a curated record. Lineage: Eukaryota; Metazoa; Mollusca; Bivalvia; Mytilida; Mytilidae. The transcript has a single exon. Bases 1 to 576 code for a protein of 191 amino acids.